CCCUGCUGCUCCCCUCCCAAACCAGCCCCCAGCUGUCAGCUCCCUUCCUGACUUCCCCACCCUGCCCCCGGUACCAUGGCGUCCAGCGAGGAGGACGGCACGGUUGAGGAGAAGGAAAACAACAACAAGAAGAGAACGAAAAGCGCCCUCGCUACCGCAUGGCUCACUUUCUACAACAUCGCCAUGACCGCCGGGUGGCUGGUUUUGGCCAUGGCAAUGAUGCGCUUCUACAUCCAAAAAGGCACACACAAGGGUCUGUACAGAAGUAUAGCAAGGACACUCAAGUUUUUCCAGACCUUUGCGCUAGUUGAGGUGGGACAUUGUGCCAUCGGAAUCGUGAGGACUUCUGUGAUUGUAACCGGGGUUCAAGUGUGUUCACGGAUUUUCAUGGUUUGGUUCAUCACCAACAGCAUCAGACAGAUCCAGAAUGAAGAAAGCGUAAUCCUGUUCCUGGUUGUGUGGACGGUGACAGAGAUUACCAGAUAUUCCUACUACACAUUCAACCUGCUCCACCAUCUGCCGUACUUCAUCAAAUGGGCCAGAUACAACCUCUUCAUUGUCUUGUACCCCCUGGGAGUCAUUGGCGAACUGAUGACCAUUUAUGCUGCUCUGCCGUUCGUGCGUCGAUCUGGAAUGUACUCCAUGAGGCUUCCUAACAAGUAUAACGUGUCGUUCGACUACUACUACUGCCUCAUCAUCGUCAUGCUGUCCUACAUCCCACUGUUUCCUCAGCUCUACUUCCACAUGCUGCGGCAGAGGAGAAGGGUGCUUCACGGAGAGGUCAUAGUGGAGAAGGACGACUAGACAAGCGCCACCUCAUGCCUUUGUUUGAGCCAGCCUGCCCUCCACAUCACCCUCACCUCCAGCCCCCCCCCCCCUCCACUUCAUCUCCAUCUUCACCUCCAUCUUUAGCACCAUCGGCCGUUACAUUCUUCAUUGCACAGGAACCGGAAAGGGCCGCGCAGACAACAACCUGCCUGACGAGAGCGACAACCAGCAACAGCGAGGAAGAAAUGACAAAACCAAGGGGAGUUCAAUAACUGAUCCUAAGUAUUUCAGUACAGGAUUAAUUCCUAUCUGAAUGGUAAUAUUGGAAACAUGUUCACAGUCCCAGUGUUGCUGGAGCUUGAGACAGAAGCCUGGCGUUGUGUAUCAUCACAGAGUGAUCCUGAGUCCUUUAACCUCCCACCUUACUGCAUCUUGUUGCACUGAAGCAUCGCAGCCGGAAACAUGCAUUGAUCAUGAAACAUAUGAGCCACUACACUGUACCCUGAAGGAGAAAGAGGCAAAUAAGAGGCUGCCAGGGAAAUGUGAAAUGAAACAUGGGAAGAAGAUUGUAAGUAGUGUCUCUUGAGUUGUCCCAAUGUCAUCCCCCAACCUACACAAUUGGCAGUUUUAUUAUUUUUUUUUAGGUGUAUUCCACCACAGGUUUUCUACACACAUAGUGUGGCUGUACACGAGAAGGUUUCAGAAGAGAAAAUAUUUAUAGUUCUAUCGUACCUCAACAAUAAAUCUCCAUUUAGACAAUAUGCUGCUUCUUUUGUGUAUGUUUGUUUUACCUUAUGUGUAAAUGAUGCAAUGUGAAAUAAGCAGGUAAUAGUAAGCAUAUUUCUUAAAGAUAAUUUAUUCACAUACUGUAUCACUUAGAGCAAGCACAGCUCAAACUUAACAUUUUGUCUGCUUGGCUCAGCUCCUGCAUUUGUUUAUGUUGCUUGAAUGUUUACUAUGUCACAUUAAUUUUACAGGAGUGCAUCUUAAACUAAUUUGAGUUUUCAAAAAGCAGUAGUCUUUUCUGUAAACCACUGUGGGCGAGGCUACGAUUCAAAUUUAUACGAGCACUCACAGUCUUUAGUUGCUAUUUUGCUUGUUUUUUAAACAAAGAAUCUGAUGUCCAUGUUGAUAGAGAGGUAGUUAGAUUCCCUCCUACUAAAGGUGCUAUUGUCAGAUCAUUUCAAAUCUUCUGUGCAGCUCAAGGAGUGACUGUGAUUGGAGUUGACCUAAAGCAGGAAAACAGGAUGUGGAAUGAUUGAGAGGACAUGUUAAGUCAAUGAACUGCAUAGCCCAUGGUUAUAGAAGAAAAUCAACCGUUUUUGCUUAUACUCUGGGUUAAAGAGGAGAAAAGCAAUAAAAGUCAAUGUAAAGAGAAAAAAAUCACUGGAAAAGUUAUUUUUCAAGAAAAACAAUAGAAAUGUGAAAAAACCUUUUUGUGCAAAAUCAAUAAACUAAAUUCUACAACA
Messenger RNA from Lates calcarifer (barramundi perch), 2237 nucleotides. RefSeq names its product 3-hydroxyacyl-CoA dehydratase 1 (gene hacd1). Gene Ontology annotation, molecular function: 3-hydroxyacyl-CoA dehydratase activity. Bases 76 to 804 code for a protein of 242 amino acids. Gene Ontology annotation, biological process: fatty acid elongation; very long-chain fatty acid biosynthetic process; sphingolipid biosynthetic process. The transcript is spliced from 7 exons. Gene Ontology annotation, cellular component: endoplasmic reticulum membrane. Lineage: Eukaryota; Metazoa; Chordata; Actinopteri; Centropomidae. The record is from RefSeq and is a predicted model, not a curated record.